AUGGCAGAUUUCUACAACCAGGUGUACUACGGCAGUGAAAAUGCGGACUCAGGCGACGUGUCCACGGUUGGUCAGAAGGUGACGGGGAACAACGGAAAUUACGGAACGUUCGAUGAUCGCGACGGCGCCUACAGCACACAUAGUCAAGAAAAUAACAAGCUCGCAUCACCAAGAUCUCACAGACGUGAUUCUAGCAACGAGGAUCGCAGCCGCGAUCGGAAACGCGAAAAGCGGCGAUCCCGCAGUCGCAGUCACAGUCGGGAUCGGCGACGUAGAAGUCGUGACCGCAGUCGACAUAGGGACCGGAGUCGGGAGCGGCGAUCUAAAAGAAGACACUCGCGUCAUCGUUCGCCUUCAACGCCUCCUUUAAUCUACAAAUACUGGGAUGUCCCUCCACCGGGUUUUGAACAUGUCACCCCCGCACAGUAUAAAGCAAUGCAAGCAUCUGGGCAAAUUCCGGUGAAUUUGUACGCCGCCGGUCAGAUACCGAUGCCGGCACACACCCCCAACGCACCUCUCACGUUGAACACAAAUAUCCCCUUCGCCGGCAGUGCGGUCUGUCGUCAGGCUCGGCGGUUGUAUGUAGGUAAUAUUCCCUUUACUGCGACAGAGGAGAACAUGAUGGAGUUCUUUAACAAGCAGAUGCGCGCUCAAGGUCUAAUACAAGCCGAAGGGAACCCUAUCAUCGCAGUGCAAAUUAAUAUGGAAAAGAAUUUUGCCUUUUUGGAAUUUCGAUCUGUCGAUGAAACUACACAGGGUUUGGCACUGGACGGCGUGUUAUUCCACAAUCAUGCUCUCAAACUGAGAAGGCCUAGAGAUUAUGCGCCUCUGCCGGGCGUAUCGGAAACUCCGUCAGUCGUGGUCCCUGGGGUGGUGAGUACAGUGGUUCAGGACUCACCCCAUAAAGUGUUCGUUGGUGGUCUGCCCAACUACCUAAACGAGGAUCAGGUAAAGGAGCUAUUGCUAAGUUUUGGACCUCUCAAAGGCUUUAAUUUGGUUAAAGACAGUUCCACUGGUCUCUCGAAGGGUUAUGCAUUUUGUGAGUAUGUCGAUCCUAACGUCACGGACCAUGCAUGUGCUGGUCUCAAUGGGAUGCAACUUGGUGACAAAAAGUUAAUCGUACAGCGCGCUAGCGUAGGUGCCAAGCAUGCAACGAGUACUGCACCUCAGCCGCUGCUCCAGCUCCCUGGUCUCGACGAUGCUCUGGUCCACAACACCACCGGUUCAGGAAACAUAACUAUUCGGAGCGGUGGCCCUCCUACUGAAGUGCUGUGUUUGAUGAACAUGGUUGAUCCUGCCGAACUCGAAGAUGAUGAGGAGUAUGAGGACAUUGUGGAGGAUGUCCGCGCCGAAUGCAGCAAGUAUGGAGUUGUACGCAGCCUCGAAAUCCCACGUCCAAUCCGAGGCGUGGAAGUCCCUGGUGUCGGGAAAAUUUACGUCGAAUUCGCUAGUCUGAUCGAUUGUCAGAAAGCAGCUACGGCCUUAACAGGACGCAAGUUCAAUCAGAGACUGGUAGUCACAUCGUUCUUCAAUCCGGACAAUUACCACAGGCGUGAAUUUUGA
Messenger RNA from Echinostoma caproni, 1563 nucleotides. The record is from the annotation of a GenBank genome assembly. Lineage: Eukaryota; Metazoa; Platyhelminthes; Trematoda; Plagiorchiida; Echinostomatidae.